Messenger RNA from Oncorhynchus mykiss (rainbow trout), 4946 nucleotides. RefSeq names its product phosphodiesterase 6C, cGMP-specific, cone, alpha prime (gene pde6c). The record is from RefSeq and is a predicted model, not a curated record. Gene Ontology annotation, molecular function: protein binding; 3',5'-cyclic-nucleotide phosphodiesterase activity. NCBI's taxonomy places the organism in Eukaryota, Metazoa, Chordata, Actinopteri, Salmoniformes, Salmonidae. Gene Ontology annotation, biological process: signal transduction.
GGGUAUUGUGUGUAGAUUGAUGAAGGAUUAAAACUAUUUGAUCAAUAUUAGAAGGCUGUAAUAAUAAAUUGUGGAAAAAGUCAAGUGGUCUGAAUACCUCCCGAAUACCUCCUGAAUGCACUGUAUGCGUUAUUUGACUCGAGGACCAACAGUGGAGUGUUUUGUUUUUUUCAAAUAAAAACCUUGCUCCAAGUCAGAUUCGAACUUACAGCCAUUGUAUUUCACUGCUUCUGACCUUAGUUGAUCACACCACCAAUUAGUGAUUACAGUAAACAUGUCAAUUACAGCUAUUUGAGAAGACCACGAGUGCCUUUAACUUUCUAUAUACAACAUAUGAAUAUAAACUUACAUGUUGUAUAAUCCUCCUACAUCUUUAUUGCUGUAAAAACACAUGCAUCUGUGUGAAACGGACUUAUUCCACAUUUUGUUGUUACAGACUGAAUUCAAAAUGUAUUAAAUAUAUGCACAAUAACCCCAUAAUGACAUAGUGAAAACAUAAUUUAUACAUUUUUGCGCAUUUAUUGCAAAUUAAAUACAGAAAUAUCUCAUUUACAUAAGUAUUCACACCCUUUGCUAUGACGCCCUGAAUUGAGCUCAGGUUAAUCCAAUGUAUUUUGAUCAUCCUUGAGAUGUCACUACAACUUGAUUGGAGUCCACCUGUGGCCAAUUCAAUUGUUUGGGCUUGAUUUAGAAAGAAACAUCUGUCUACAGAAGAAUCCCAGGAAAUUAGAUGACAAUAGGAUGAUAUUUGACGGAAACCAGAUUAAAGUAUUAUGACCAAAGUAUGGAAAAUGACUGUUGCUUCUACAUUGAUUACGUUUGAUAAUAAACUUACUGGUCCCUUCCCACAUGUUACCUUAACUCUCAUUUUAAUACACCAAUGGUAACAUGAUAUUCGCUUAUCUAAUUUAAAUAAGUACCACCUUGUCACAAACAUCGGAGAAAACGUGUUUGCAGAGGGCCGUGGUUUAUAUAGCUAGAUAGCUACUCUACUGGUGCCAAAUGUUGACUGUAUGUACCCUAUUCAUCUAUGGCAAAGAAUAACCGCUUCAGUGACUUUGUGGACAAGCAGACAGGAUACAAAACCAAAAACAUGCUCACAUACCCCAUCAUGGCUGAUAAAGAAUGCCUUGGUGUUGUAAUGGCACUAAACAAAAUUGGGGCCGAAGAAUUCUCAAAAGCCGACGAGGAACUCUGGAACAAGUACAUGGUCUUUGCACACGUCAUUGCCCUGCAGCAUCACACUGCAUACAUGUUCAACGUGGAAUCCAGGAGGAGUCAGGUACUUCUGUGGUCUGCCAGCAAAGUGUUUGAAGAGUUGACAGACAUUGAGAGACAGUUCCACAAAGCUCUGUACACUGUGAGAAUCUACCUCAAUUGUGAAAGAUACUCUGUGGGCCUCUUGGACAUGACCAAAGAGAAGGAGUUCUACGAUGAGUGGCCAGUGAAGCUGGGAGACGUACCACCAUACAGCGGACCAAAGACCCCCGACGGAAGGGAAGUCAUCUUCUACAAGAUUAUUGACUAUCUCUUAGAAGGACCCAAAGAGGAAAUCAAAGUCAUACCGGGACCUCCUAUUGACCACUGGGCCCUGGUCAGUGGGCUCCCCACCUAUGUUUCUGAGAAUGGCUUUAUUUGUAACAUGAUGAAUGUUGCCGCUGAUGAGUACUUCACCUUCCAGAAAGAGGCUGUGGAUGAGACCGGUUUCGUCAUCAAGAACGUCUUGUCCCUUCCCAUCGUCAACAAAAAGGAAGAAAUCGUGGGUAUUGCCACUUUCUUCAACAGGAAAGAUGGUAAACCAUUCGAUGAGCACGACGAACAGAUCACUGAGGCCCUCACUCAGUUCCUGGGAUGGUCGGUGCUCAACUGCGACACGUACGACAGACUGAACAGGAUGGAGUGGAGAAAGGACAUCGCCCAGGAGAUGCUCAUGUGUCAGAGCAGAUGCACUAACACUGAAAUGCAGAGUAUCCUGAACACAAAGGAGAAGUUUGAUGCCGAACCAGAGGACUGUGACCAGAAAGAGAUGUACAAGCUCUUGAGAUCGAACUGCCCUGUGGCCAUAGACGUAGACCUGCUGCUGUUCUCCUUCAGUGACUUCCCUGUGACAGAGCACGGCCUUAUCAUGUGUGGAAUUCGCUGCUUCUUUGAGCUGAACGUGGUGGAGAAGUUCAAAGUGCCCGCAGAGACCCUGACCCGAUGGAUGUACACUGUCCGGAAAGGUUACCGUGACAUCACCUACCACAACUGGAGACACGGCUUCAAUGUGGGCCAGACCAUGUUCUGUCUUCUACAGACGGGCAGGCUGAGGAAAUAUUACUCUGACCUGGAUGCCUUUGCCAUGGUGGCUGCUGCAUUCUGCCACGAUAUUGACCACAGGGGGACCAACAACUUAUACCAGACAAAGAGUGGAUCGCCUUUAGCCAAACUGCACGGAUCCUCCAUCAUGGAGAGGCACCAUCUGGAAUAUAGCAAGACGCUCAUGGCUGAGGAGAGCCUGAACAUUUUUGUGAAUCUCCAGAAGCGCCAGUUUGAGACUGUACAGCACUUGUUUGACGUCUGCAUCAUUGCCACUGAUCUGGCUUUGUACUUCAAAAAAAGAACAAUGUUCCAGAAUAUUGUGAACGCCACUGAGCCAAUGGAAACCGAGAAGGACAAAAUCGAGCACAUUUCCAACAACGCCAUCAGGAAGGAAAUUAUCAUGGCCAUGAUGAUGACAGGUUGUGACUUGUCUGCCAUCACCAAACCAUGGGAGGUCCAGAGCAAGGUGGCUCUAAUGGUCGCAGCUGAGUUCUGGGAGCAAGGUGACUUGGAAAGGUCCGUUCUCGAUCAGCAACCCAUUCCCAUGAUGGACAGAAACUGUGCAGCGGAGUUACCCAAGAUGCAGUGCGGUUUCAUUCAGUUUGUGUGUGCGUUCGUAUACAAGGAAUUCUCGAGGUUCCACGUAGAGAUCACCCCAAUGUUUGAUGGGCUGAACAACAACCUAAAGAACUGGAAAGAGCUGGCCGACAUCCACGCCGCCAAGAUGGCGGCCAUUGAAGAAGAGAAAAAGAAGCUUGAAGCACCAGCAGUAGAGGAGGCAGCAGAGGUUGGAAAGUCCAAGACCUGCACCAUCGCCUAACCUCCUGGAUUGUGCCCCAGUCCCGGCCGUGUGGCAGAGGAUCCCUGGGCGCAGCAAGCAGUCAGUGGGGAGACCGUGUGAAGAUGUGUCCCUGUGUGGACUGACUUAAUCACUUCCCCUCAUUCUCAGGACUUGAUAAGCCAAUCCUGAUGGAUCGACACACUCAUUGCAGAUGUACUCGCAGCUGAUGCAUUACCAUAUCUUGACAGCGCACUUAAAGUAGAGCUUACCUUUCGCAGAUAACUAUAGGUACGACUUUAUCGACAACUAACAUAAUCCAAGUAAUGAAACAAACAUUACAUCUUAACAUCUGUCAAAUGGCAUAUACUGUAUUUAAUAUUUAGACAUGUAUUCUGUUUUGGGAAAUAUCUCCCUGUACAUUUGCAUCCAUACUCUGAUGAUCCAUAAAGAUAUUAGGGGGACAGGUUCAGUGGACAAACUUUUAUAACUGAGCUGUUUUAUUAGAACAGGAAAAACUCAAACUUCUCAAACUUGAAACUUGUUUUUAGCAAAUGACAAUUGACUUUACCCGAGGGCUAAUAUAAUAGCAAUGCUCAAAAUGUGUUCACACUCCUGAGCCUUGUGAGGUUGCAUUUAUGUUGAUAUGCAAAAGUAUAUAUUUUUUGAUUGUCAGAGAUUUUCUACUUCAUGUAUUUUACGAGUGGAGCUGAGUCAGUUCAAAGCCUAAGUCUUUAGAUUGUAUGAACUAAUAUGUUUCGAAGUCACAUUUGAGCAUCAGGUAUCCAUUGCAAACUUUGUGUUCAAUUUUAAACUCAAUUUCCUACAAAUAACUUGAAAAUGUAAUAUAUAUGACAAUAAUAUAUUGGUGUGUCAUAAAUUGCAAUUCAAUCAUCUUUUAAAAAAAAUGUAGAUGAUGCUACUGUAUCAUGUAUGUUUAUGCUCCAAAGAAAAGUAGUUCAUCACAUAAAUGUAAAAUAUGUGAAAAUGAAACCUACAAUCCCCCCCAAAUUGUUGUGCUUGCUAUUAGGAGGCAAUCCUUGGUAAGGCUCCAUCAGCGUUGUAAAUAUCUCCAGGUACCUGACCAUAAGAUGAUUUGAUGGGAUUGAGUUUACUUGUCAGUCGGCUUUUGAGAUCUGCACAGCUUGAAACUUUAAAUACCCUACUUACUGUAGAUAAAGCAGGCUACCGAAGUCUUGUAUCUACUGUGUGUGAAAGGCACCAUGUUUGUUUGAUGGGGGACAAGCCUGCAAUGUGGCCUCAGUCAGACCAAAGUUCCUCUUCUCUUUGUUUGACCAUUUGAGGCUUAUUUGAUGACCGGUGUAAAAUGAAUUUAAGCAACAAUGAGAAAGUGAAUUGCAACGGGAUUUCCAUAAAGAAAACAUCCUUAGAAAUCCUGCCAAGCAAUCUCCUUUUGACCUACUGUAACAGGUGGCCAAGACAUCUGCGGAGACAUCCGUGAGUUGCCCUGAGCAGGAAACACAGGGCAGGCAAAGUUUGACUCCCUUGCUUAUGCAACGUGCCCUCACUAAAUCAAUGGAAAAUCAAUCAAGAGCAGUAAUCCAAUGAGGGUGGCUUUGACAGCCACUCUUCAUCUUAAAUGGAUUCUCUGAAUUUCUGUUCCUAUAGGUGCUGGGCGGGGCAGGCUGCUUGGGUUUGGGCUCCACAAUGGGAUAAGGCGAACAGUAUGAGAAGCAAUCUAUUCUGCGCGUACGUUUAAAAGACACAACAUGUAUAUCUACUAAUUCUAUUGCGUUAUCAUUGAGAGAUUAGAAUUUGACAUUUGAUGUCUGAUGAAACGAAUUCUACUGUAUGUACGUGUCAUAAGAUGUAACAUGUUAACAAAAUAAAGGCAUUCAUCAAAGUC